GCAAAAUUUCGCAAGUAGGACGUGUAAUGUAAUAUUAUCAUAAUUCUAAAAUACCUCUGUGUAUAGGAAGACAAAACCUGACUUAUUUUAUUUUCUAGCCUUUUAUUUGUAUUUAACGAAAUUAUAUGUACUGAUUAAUCAUUUUUGUUUUUGUCAUGAGUAAUUCAAGAAAAGAGAUUCUACGUGAAGCAGCUAAAGCGAAGAAGACAAAGCAACAAAAGCCUCAGUCAAUAGACGACGUCUUUGAAGAAGCCAUUGAACUAGAAGAGAGUGGAGACCGCUGGCGGCUAGAUCCUGAAAAGUGCUAUCGAUUCUAUGAAAAAGCUUCCAAAGCUUACGAUGAGUAUUUGACAGCCAGGCCAAAUGACUAUGAUGCUUGGUUUAACAAAGCUAGACUUUAUUUGAAUAUGGUUUCCAAUUGCGAUAUGCUGUCGAGUCAGUCGGCCCAAUAUCUGCAAAUUAGCAUUGACCUGCACCAAAAAGCCAUAAGUUUGGAAACACAUUCUGAAGCAUAUUUUAAUCUUGCGCAAACGCAUAAAUACCUUGCUGAAAGUAGGACAGAAGCUGGUAAUGAGCAACUCGCAUUACCCCAUAUCCAAGCUGCUUUAGAUGCAAUUAUGAAAUGUUCAAUGCUUCAGCAAGACGAAUUUCAUCAGAAAAAGCUAGAGCUGGAACAAAUUGCUUCCUCGGGAUUAGGAAACAUUGAUUUUGAGAAAUUUCGACUACAUGUAUCCCAAAGCGACGAAGACUCUGCUGUUCUUUUGGGAGAAAUCGCUGCUUUAGCUGCGAGCACAAGUCUUUUCACAGAGUCCGACUUUAAGAAUCUAAUUCAAAUCGUUCAGCCUAUUUCGGAAAAGUAUGAUAUUUUAAAAUUUAUGGAUUGGCAUUUGGCAAGGGAAAAGCGCCUCGUAUUAUCGGGGCAACAAUCAGAACAAGUAUGGGUGAAGUUGCUACAAGUCUAUGAUGACCGUCUGUCACAACUGCCUGAAAUCAACGUGCAAAAUCCGUUACAGGCGUCAAAUUCUCCGACGAAGCCCAUCCAUAUUCAAUUAUUGUGUGACAAGGCAGACGCCUACGCAGAAUUUGCCGACACGUUAAUUCAAGCACAGUUACAACAAAACCCAGUCCCGUCCGUGGAAAUCUUGACAAGGGCUUGGAAUAUAUUUGGCCAAGCUACAAAAGCACUCAAACUGGCAAGUACUUAUGAUGCUAGCCGUACGAGAAUAUGGAUUAGCAGAGCAGAUUUGGAGCUUCAAAGGACAGAUAUUCCCCUUGCUAUUGCAGAAAAUUCAAAAUCUGUUUUAUUAAAGAAUGCAAAGGUUAUGUAUGAAAGAGCGUACAAAGAAAUUCAAAAUAGAAAAACCACAGGAACGUUUUGCGAGAUUGUUGUCAAGCAUGAGCAGCUUCAAAGAAGAAUGGGAAUACAUAGUAUUACUUCUCUGGCUGUAAUUCCCAAUGAAGCACGGGAAGACAUACUGGAGAGCCUAUAAAAUUAAGAAUAGACUUGAAGGAAAAAGGAAUCUUAAAACAUCACUUUUCUCUUUGUAAACUUUUCAGAUGAUGUAUUUUCGCCUCGUAGUAUUUCAUCGUUUCUUUAUGAUCCUGUUUUAUAGUAGUCAAUUGAUACGCUUCACCGCCGACGAUUAACCAUAACAAACCAAAGGUAUAGGUUGAAGACCAUCGAAACAUGGUGAUAUACAAUGUUGCUUUUGCUUUCUUUCUCUUGUAAGCUCGUUUAGAAAGGUUUUGUACGAUC
Schizosaccharomyces cryophilus OY26 is the source of this 1756-nucleotide messenger RNA. RefSeq lists its product as uncharacterized. The transcript has 2 exons. Gene Ontology annotation, molecular function: protein binding. Bases 156 to 1490 code for a protein of 444 amino acids. Lineage: Eukaryota; Fungi; Ascomycota; Schizosaccharomycetes; Schizosaccharomycetales; Schizosaccharomycetaceae. The record is from RefSeq and is a predicted model, not a curated record.